Stegastes partitus (bicolor damselfish) is the source of this 573-nucleotide messenger RNA. Its product is annotated as hemoglobin subunit beta. The transcript is spliced from 3 exons. Gene Ontology annotation, molecular function: haptoglobin binding; peroxidase activity; oxygen carrier activity. Gene Ontology annotation, cellular component: hemoglobin complex; haptoglobin-hemoglobin complex; blood microparticle. The record is from RefSeq and is a predicted model, not a curated record. Bases 54 to 497 code for a protein of 147 amino acids. Gene Ontology annotation, biological process: oxygen transport; hydrogen peroxide catabolic process. Lineage: Eukaryota; Metazoa; Chordata; Actinopteri; Pomacentridae.
GGGCACCUGGUGCCAAUUAGCUCAUCUUCUACGGAAAAUAGAGAGCUGCAAAAAUGGUCGAGUGGACAGACUUUGAGCGUGAAACCAUCCAGAACAUCUUCUCCCAGAUGGACUACGAGGAGAUUGGCCCCGCUGCUCUUUCCAGGUGUCUGGUUGUCUACCCCUGGACUCAGAGGUACUUUGGAAACUUUGGAAACCUCUACAACGCGGCUGCCAUCAAAGCAAACCCAAUGAUUGCAGUUCACGGAAAAACUAUCCUCCACGGUCUGGACCGUGCUGUGAAGAACAUGGACAACAUCAAGGCCACCUACGCAGAGCUGAGCGUGCUGCACUCUGAGAAACUGCAUGUGGAUCCUGACAACUUCAAGCUCCUGGCAGACUGCCUGACCAUUGUGCUCUCUGCCAAGUUGGGCAAUGCCUUCACCGGAGAGGUCCAGGCAGCUUUCCAGAAGUUCCUGGCCGUGGUGGUGUCCUCCCUGGGAAGGCAGUACCACUAGAGAGCUGAAACAGAGGACAUCAUCUGCUGAUCAUCUGUUCUGACUCAAAAGUGAAUAAAAGAAGAAGCUCAGUGAA